AUGUGCCUGGAACAGGAUUCUCAUGAAACCAAACUGAAAAGAGACAGAAUCACCAAAUCAAGUACAGGCCUCAAAACUGACAAAACAGAGCAAAUCUUCUUAGCUGGCGCGGGCCAGCUGCAGGGGUCUGACUGCCGUGUGCGCUGUGCCUGCCGCAUUCACAGCAACACGGUUUCAAAUCUCUUCCCUCCAGGUAAAACCUCCCUGGCUCAUCAGUUCAUCGACGGGGAAUUCCUGGAGUGCUAUGACCCUACAGUGGAAAGCACCUACAACAAAAUGCUGAUGGUGGGAAAGGAUGAAUUUCACCUCCAGCUGGUGGAUACUGCAGGGCAGGACGAGUACACCAUCCUGCCCCAUUCCUUCAGCAUCGGCAUCCACGGCUACGUGCUGGUCUAUUCCGUCACCUCGCUCCGAAGCUUCCAGGUGGUUAAGACCCUUCACAACAGGCUGUACGAAAGCAGAGGGAAAACCAGGAUGCCGGUGGUGCUGGUUGGGAACAAGGCUGAUCUCUCCAUGGAGAGCCGUGAGGUGAACACAGACGAGGGCAAGAAGCUGGCAGAUUCCUGGGGGGCCAUCUUCCUGGAGUCGUCGGCCAAAGAGAACCAGAUGACCCGGGGAAUCUUUACCAAGAUCAUUGAGGAGAUCGACCGGGUGGAUAACUCCUACGGGGCCGAGCGCAGCUGCUGCCUCAUGUGAGCCUCUCGCUGCGUCGUCAGAGGGGGCACCAGGAGCGAGGACCGUGGCUGCUCCCCUCCUCUGCCUGGAAGUCUCCUUGCCAGUGGAAUCCAGGGCUAGACACGGUCAGAGCUGCCUGGCCCGGCGAUGUUACGGGUAACCCGCAAACACACUGUACCUCACUGCCUGGCCUAUGCUGUCGGGGGGCAGGGCCUGCGUUUGCACAUCCCCGGCUCGAAAGCAAUCUGUUUCUGGUGAAGCACGUGUAUAGAGGGGGCGCGUCCGGUGGAAUGUAUUUAUGUUUUUUGGGCAGGGGGCGGGGGAGGGGGCUUUGGAUAUUUAUAGCCGAUAUCUAAGCCUGCACGCACAUGUUUACAGUAGUCUCUGCCCCGGCCCCCACCAUGGGCUCAGUUCCCCUUGGCUGGGUCUCCUGGGCAGAACGGGACUCCGUUUAUUUCUAAUGCUGCUAGAACCGGAAUCAGUUUUCCAGUCAUCCUUCCAAGACCUGGUCCAGUCUCAAUUCGGGCACGGCCAGCACAGCUGACCGCAGAUCUGGCCAGGGAUCUGCCCACCUGCCUCACCAUCUAUUGCCUUAGUUCUCCCUAAAACCAAGAAACUGUUGAGGCUUUCAGUCCGUAAGGGGGAUCAGAAUGUGGCGUCUUUCCUGAUGUCAGAGUCUCUUCACCAAGCCCUGUUGAAAGGGCAGCACUGGUGGGAGCUGGGGGUGGUGUGACUGGAGGGAUUAAAGUUUGUUUUUUGUAUGCAAAAAAGAAUGUUCUGGAAUCAUUGUGCUCAGGCUCUGAGAGAAAUUGGGGGAUGGGGGAGGAUAGUGGGGCAUGGCGAGCGUC
Messenger RNA from Pelodiscus sinensis (Chinese soft-shelled turtle), 1523 nucleotides. NCBI's taxonomy places the organism in Eukaryota, Metazoa, Chordata, Testudines, Trionychidae. The record is from RefSeq and is a predicted model, not a curated record.